AUGGUGCGAGUAGGGAUCAAUGGCUUCGGAAGGAUCGGGAGGCUGACCAUGAGGGCAGCCUGGGACAUGAAGGAACUGGAGAUCGUUCAUGUCAACGAGAUCAAGGGAGGAGCGAAGACAUCUGCCUACAUGCUCCAGUUCGACUCUGUUCAUGGCCGAUGGAAUCACGAAUGCCGGGAGGCUGCCGAUGGCAAGUCCUUCACCGUCGACGGCAAAGUGAUCACCUUCUCGGAAUCGCCCACCAUCGAGGGUGUUCCAUGGAAGGAGCUCGGCGUCGAGCUCGUGCUCGAGUGCACUGGGACUUUUCUCAGCACCAAAGUCCUGCAGCCAUACCUCGACUGCGGGGUCAAGCGGGUGGUGGUGAGUGCUCCUGUGAAGGAACCGUCCGUCCUCAAUGUUGUGAUGGGAGUCAACGACGACAAGCUGACCAAGGACCAUGUCAUCUGCACGGCAGCGUCGUGCACUACCAACUGCCUUGCUCCUGUUGUGAAGGUCAUCCACGAGAAGAUCGGAAUCGAGAAGGGGAUGAUCACUACGGUCCACAACGUCACCGGGACCCAAACCCUGGUAGAUAUGUGCGACACGGGCAAGAAGCAGAUCAGGCAUGGUCAACCUGUCCCCACCUCCACAGGCUCUGCUACGGCGAUCGCUGAGGUGUUCCCCGAGCUGAAGGGGAAGCUCAACGGGCUGGCAGUCAGAGUCCCCUUGUGCAACGGCUCCAUCACAGACUGUGUCUUCGAUGUUGCCAGGGAUACGACGGUGGAGGAGGUGAAUCGUCUCCUGAAGGAGGCCUCCGAGACUGCGCCCCUCAAGGGCAUCCUUGGGUUCGAGGAACGCCCGCUGGUCUCGACUGACUACAUCAACGACGAUCGCUCGUCCAUCGUUGACGCCGCCUGCACCAUGGUGGUACAAGGCAAGAUGGUAAAGAUCUACGCCUGGUACGACAACGAGUGGGGAUACUCCAAGAGAAUGGCGGACCUUGCCCAGAAGGUGGCAAAAGAUUACCUUGGAGCCUGA
Messenger RNA from Guillardia theta CCMP2712, 1017 nucleotides. RefSeq lists its product as hypothetical. The record is from RefSeq and is a predicted model, not a curated record. The transcript has 11 exons. Gene Ontology annotation, molecular function: oxidoreductase activity, acting on the aldehyde or oxo group of donors, NAD or NADP as acceptor; NAD binding; NADP binding. The coding region runs from base 1 to 1017 and encodes 338 amino acids. Gene Ontology annotation, biological process: glucose metabolic process. NCBI's taxonomy places the organism in Eukaryota, Cryptophyceae, Pyrenomonadales, Geminigeraceae.